AUUCCAGAAUCUGUUGGUACUCUGGCCUCGCUGUCUACACACAUACCGAAAAAAUAUAAACGUACUUAUUUUUGUACACACGCGAGCGCGUGCAUUUACGCACACACGUAUAAUAUCACGUGCGCUCGCGCGUACGAUUCAGCGAAAAUACGGACGCAUCACCAAAAAAGAAAAUCAAUCAUCAAUUCACAAUGCACAACUCUAUCAUGACGACGUUGGCAUUAGUCAUCCUUGCCACAACAACUACCCUAGUCUCUAGUCAAUACGAUCAGCAGAGGGAACAGCAGAACUAUGUGAACGAGUAUGCGAACGAUCAGGCUCAUGCUCAACCAAGCCCAAGAAGCUACGCUUCAUCACCGAAAGAACCCGAAAAACCGAAAGCUGCUCCUGUUGCCAUUUUAAAGCAGAUUAACAGGCACAACGAAGAUGGAAGUUACACAUAUGGUUUUGAAGGAGCCGACGGUUCUUUCAAGAUUGAAACAAAAUUACCAAGUGGAGAUGUCAAGGGCAAGUAUGGUUUCGUCGACGAUUCCGGAAAAGUUCGAGUAGUUGAGUAUGGAGCAAAUCAGUAUGGAUUCCAACCAGCUGGUGAAGGGAUCACGGUAGCUCCACCAACUCUUUUUGAUGAAACUACAGGUAAAGAUGGCUUGGAGCUAAAUAAUCCGGACUACGAUUCACCUGCUAGACAGGCACCACGACAGCCAGCCCCAGCCCAACCUCGUGAACAGUACCGACCACAGUAUGAGCAGCCUCAGCAGCCUCAAUCACACACGCAGGCAAUUUAUACACCAGCUCAACACACUCCUACCUUGUCCAAUGCUCCACAGCAGCCCAUCUUCACACCAGCUGCAGCUGCACCCCCGCGACAGUCGCAGAUACUUCAGGCAAGCCAGAGACAGAUCUAUGAUGAACCAGCACCAGCUUCUCAGGCUUAUAACCAAGGACCAGUCCAGUUUGGACCAUCUUCCAUUCAGGAACCUCGCGCUCAGGCUCGAAGCAAUCCUGGAAGUAGCGGACUCCUUGAUCAACUUGCUCGAGACUACGCCCUACCUCAAAAUUCUGCGCCACCCUUACACGACAUUAGUUUCGGGUACUACUAAGUCUACAAGUACCUAAUUAUCAACAAUACAUCAAUUAAUCAUCUUUAUCGAACUUCGAUACACCCUAUGUUACUUUGCUAUGCGAAAUUCUCGCUUUUUAUUUUUACUGUAAGAAACAAAGAAUAUUGAUAUUGUCAAUUAGGAAAUUUCUUCAAGACUUGAGGAUUUCGCAAAGUCAAUCCCACCUUGUAAUUUAGUAAGGUUUAUUUUUCCACUGUUAAUUUUUUAUCUUUAUAAUUCUCAUGAAAUUUUGUACCGUACAAAGUGCAAAGUUGGAUAUUAAUAUAUUGCUCUCUUCAUAAAAUUUAAAUUAUUUCAUUAUACGUAUCUCAUCAUUAAGCAUCUGCCAUUCAUUUCAGGUGUCUUCUGUUUUCUGCGCCCUUACAAAUUCUUUUUCUGCGCUAUGUUGUGUGAUUGCCAAUUGCAUAUAUCGUGUGUAGAUAUACGUACACAGCAAUGCUCGAUUAACUUGCACUUUCACUUUGGACACAAGCAUGUACGCAUGCAAGAACAACACAUAUGCAUAUAAUGCAUAUAAGCGUAAGGCCAGAAACAGAUUUUGGUUUCUCGUUGAAACAGGGUAAUGAACAAGUUUGUUGAAAGGUAAUACUUUGUAAGUCUUUAUAGUGCCAAAAGUCAAAUAUACGCACCAUACGUAAUAGUAUCUCCGCACAUAAAUCUCUUCUUCUCACUACUUAUGUCGAUAUUAAAGUGUUUUUACCAUGUAGUAAUUACUGUUCUUCUUUCAUUUCAAUAGGUAUUAUUUCUUUUUAUAUCUAUCGUAGCAAUCAAUUUUGGCACGACUUUUAACAUUUUCUGAUUGGAAAAUGUAUUUGAAAAUAAAAGAAUAUCUUAAAUAUUUUCCAUGAUUGUAUCAAGAAUUUUGCUCUAAAAAUAUAUGGUCAUGCUUAAAAGAGUGUAAUUUUGUUAUGAAAUAAAUUGUCAUGUUGAAAAUAAAUAAUCAUCAGAAAUGUUA
This is a messenger RNA of Belonocnema kinseyi, 2076 nucleotides long. RefSeq lists its product as uncharacterized. The coding region runs from base 192 to 1100 and encodes 302 amino acids. Lineage: Eukaryota; Metazoa; Arthropoda; Insecta; Hymenoptera; Cynipidae. Gene Ontology annotation, molecular function: structural constituent of chitin-based larval cuticle. The transcript has 2 exons. The record is from RefSeq and is a predicted model, not a curated record. Gene Ontology annotation, cellular component: chitin-based extracellular matrix.